AUGGGGAGAAGAGCGGGAGGACGGAAGUGUGCAAGGGUUCAGGGACCGUACAAGGGCGUCACUUUUUACAAGCGCACGGGUAAAUGGGAAGCUAACCUUUGGUUUGAGAAUCAGCAGCACUAUCUAGGUGCCUCGUUUUCUGCUCUCGAAGCUGCUAGAGCAUACGACAAGGGUAUUUUGUUUACUCGGUCUUCCACGGAGCAACUAAACUUCGAUCGGAGUAACUACAAGGAAGACAUCCAGAAGAUGAGAGGGAUGAGCUUUCUGGCUUACAGACAGUUCUUGCGUGACACGAGUAGGAAGGCGGAUUGUAUCCUCAUGUGCAAGUCGUCGAAGGGGAUUCUGAUUGAUGCCAAUGGAAAGUGGGAAGUGAAGUACUGCUCGAAAAAUCAUCAGCAUAAAUCCCAAUAUACUCUCGUCGGCUGGUUCGAUACCGAAGAAGAAGCCGUAAGAGCAUACAAUGAAACAGCUUUGCAACACGGUGAUGAAAGAGCCAUUGUUCGAAGUUUUUUCAAGAAAAAAACCGGCUAUGCUAGAGUAGCAAGUCCGACGAGAGAUGAUUCCGGUACGACGAUUGAGAAUACAGAAAGGACUUUAACUUUAGCCCAUCCAGCGUCCAACAAUUCCCACUCUUCAAAGGAGGAAGUGACGAGUGCAUCACAUCCAAGAGCGAGUUGCUGGGAGAGAGCAACAGAUGCCUCUAAACGUGUUGCUUCUGGAUCUAUGGAAGCUUGUGCUCGAGACGACAAGAAUGAUGAUACAGAAAUGCACGAUGCCUCUGUAAACGUUCCAGUUUUACCGCAACAAACGGAUGGUUCGAGCCUCUCAGACCCCGAUGAACUAGAGGGUACACAUCGAGGUACGAUCCUAUCAUCGAAUGGUAGCAAGGGACUGCUUCAGAUGAAUGAUGCAGCAGCUGGUCCUUCAAACAUACCAGAAGAAAUAGAUCCUCCGAAUCCUUCAAAUCCUGCUCCACAUAAGGAUGCACAUCCUUCAAAUCCUGAUCCAUGUGAGGAUGCACAUCGAGAUGAGAUGGGGUCUUUUAGCAGAAGCAGUGGAAUGCUCCAGGAGAACCAUUUACAUAGCUCGAGACCAAAUGACUUCGAACAAAGUCAGCAUCAUGAGGAUGGACGCUCCUGUACAGUCCACAGUGAUGCGGUACUCCUGAACGUCUGUAGGAUGCAAAAUAUUUGGGGUGGUUCGGUACUCAUGAACAUCUAUAGGAUGCAAACUGAAGGGGGUGAUCCGGUAAUCCUGAGCUUCCUGCAACAUGAAGGGUACAAUCAUCUCCAAAUACAAGAAGAAUGUCAGGGUCGUUCACAGUUUACGGAAUCUGAUCGAGCUCUUCAAUGCGUGGAUGGAGAAAGCACACCAUUCAAUUUCUUCCCUGGAGGGACACCUCUAGACUAUUCUCUGGAAGUCCGCACAUUCGAAUUCUUCCCUGCAGAAGCCCUCUCCUCGGAUAACCAAGAUGUCAGUGGCUUAACACAUCUCAAAAGGGAAGGACCUUUUGACAUUGAUCUCACUCUCUGAGAGGACGUCAGAAGGUGACCAUUCCGUACACAAAGUAUCAGUUGUUAAUAUGUUGGAAGGAACGAGUUUACAUAUUAGGAGGAGACGUACUUGUUCCGAGGCCAAAAAACCCAGAAGUCAAUAGUUCGAUGUAUUCCAACUAUUGACUAUUGGUUCAGAUGUAUAUUCCCG
Marchantia polymorpha subsp. ruderalis is the source of this 1704-nucleotide messenger RNA. The record is from the annotation of a GenBank genome assembly. Lineage: Eukaryota; Viridiplantae; Streptophyta; Marchantiopsida; Marchantiales; Marchantiaceae.